UUGAAUCAAUAUGUUUUGUUUUGGCUUGCUGAAUGUUUGAUAUAGUGAAGAUUGCUGUUCUUAUGUUUUCUUUCUGUUGAUUUUAUCUAUUUAUUUAACCUUUUUUUUUUCUUGCAUCCGUUCUAGAGUUUUGAGAAAUUUGGAAAUAAUCAAUGGCAGCUCCAGGGGGACCUAGACCAAGGAAUGCGCCUCCACCCAAUUAUAACCCUAAUGCACUUGCUGAUGGUAUGCAAAAUCUACAAGUAAAUAGGCCCAAUCAGCCACCUGGUGCUCCUAGGCAUAAUACCCCAUUUGGGCAGCAGCCACCUUUUGCUGGUGGACCACCUGUUAGUCGUCCGGGACCUCCACCGCCUGGUGUGUUCCCAAGAGGCCCUGCAUCUCCUAGUGGUCCUCCACAGACUGGAUUGUCUCCUCCCGUGGCUCAGUCUGUUCCUACCUUUGCAUCUCGGCCACCUCCUCCUGGUGUAAUGCCUCCUUCUAUGGGUGGUGCACCCCCGCCACCUGGGUCUUUGCCUUCUGGAUUGGGUUCUCGUCCCGGGCCUCCGGGUCCUUUUUCUUCUUCGCCGUUGACAACAGGUCCUGCUAUGCCGCCACCAUCAAGCAUUUCUAGCUCGGUUAGUAAUGGGCCACCGUUAGGGGGUCCGGGAAUGAUGCAGGGUGGAGCACGUUUUCCUCCUCCAAGCAAUGCAAUGAGGCCACCAUUUGGAGCUCCUCCAUCAGCUAUGGUUUCACCAGGCGCUUCUUCUCAGCCUUUAGGCAUGCGCUCACCCUUUGGAAGUUCGUCAUCUGUCAGCACGACACCAGUUACAGCACAACCACCACCACCAUUUUCAGGUUCAUUUCAGAAUGUGCCACCUCCCCCAGGUUCCUCCCCAUUUGCAGCACCUUCUCAAGCCAUGCCUCCACCCAUGGGCGCUCCACACAUGGGUGCUCCUUAUGGAACACAGUCGUGGCAACUGCCACCCCAUCAGGGGGCUCCACCUUCUGCUCUUCCUGGUUCCAUGCAACCACCAAGUAUGUAUGGGAUGGCGCCUCCCCUUUCAAAUCAGGCAGUGGCUUCGAUAACUUCUUCUAUUGGCCAUUCCAGCCCAUCAAAAGUUGAUCCAAAUCAAAUCCCGCGCCCUAUUCCAAAUGCUUCUGUAGUUCUGCAUGAAACCCGACAAUGCAACCAAGCCAAUCCCCCUCCGCCUGCCACAAGUAACUAUAUUGCUAGGGACACUGGAAAUUGCAGCCCAUGGUUAGAUACCACGCACUGUUGACCUUUUGACAACUUCGGCAAUGCAAUUGGCUUUAUUGAUCCAGCCCUUGGCUCUUCCUCAUCCAUCUGAACAGCCCCUUCAGGUAAAGCAUUUUUUGCCAUCUAUGUAUUCUAAUUUUAAUAGCCU
Molecule: messenger RNA, 1385 nt
Organism: Capsicum annuum
Lineage: Eukaryota; Viridiplantae; Streptophyta; Magnoliopsida; Solanales; Solanaceae
Product: protein transport protein Sec24-like CEF
Exons: 4
Coding region: 153-1259 (368 amino acids)
Source: RefSeq, a predicted model, not a curated record